Messenger RNA from Entelurus aequoreus (snake pipefish), 661 nucleotides. Its product is annotated as myosin light chain 4-like. Bases 1 to 606 code for a protein of 201 amino acids. Lineage: Eukaryota; Metazoa; Chordata; Actinopteri; Syngnathiformes; Syngnathidae. Gene Ontology annotation, cellular component: myosin II complex. The transcript has a single exon. The record is from RefSeq and is a predicted model, not a curated record. Gene Ontology annotation, molecular function: calcium ion binding.
AUGGCCCCAAAGAAAGUGGAACCCAAGAAGACGGCAGAGGCAAAGAAGCCUGCGGAAGCCACAAAGAAGGACGAGGGUGCGGCGCCGCCUCCAAAAGCGCCAGAAGCGCCGUCCAAACCUCCUGAGGUGGACCUGAAAAGCGUGGUUGUGGAGUUCAGCGCCGAGCAGAUCGAGGAGUUCCGCGACGCCUUCACGCUGUUUGACGAGACCCCGACGGGCGAGAUGAAGAUCACGUACAGCCAGUGCGGCGACGUGAUGCGCGCCCUGGGCCACAACCCCACCAACGACGACGUCCUGAAGCUGCUGGGUCGGCCCAAGGCCGAGGAGAUGCACACCAAACUGCUGGACUUCGACAGCUUCCUGCCCAUGCUGCAGCACGUGGCCCGCGCCAAAGACCACGGCCACUUUGAGGACUUUGUGGAGGGUCUCAGGGUCUUCGACAAAGAGGGCAACGGCACCGUCAUGGGGGCGGAGCUUCGCCAUGUCCUCGCCACCCUGGGGGAGAAGAUGACGGAGGACGAGGUGGACCGGCUCAUGGUGGGACAGGAGGACGCCAACGGACACAUCAACUACACCGAGUUUGUCAAACACAUCCUGGCCGCGUGAACCCAGUCUCUGUACAUUCUAGAAACAUCUAUGCUGAAUUAUGAAAAUGAAAUAA